AUGCAGACUGCCAAGGCUUCUAUAGCUGCAUCUGCUGGGUCCCACGAUGAUCAGCUGGCUAACAAGACGUCCUGUGACUCCACAUGGACGUCGUCCUCCGCCGUCAUCACGAGAAAAGGGACUUCCUCGGGCUUUCGUAAGCUCCGCGAGGCGCUAAUGGCGAAGAAGUUCGAGAGCCAUGAUAAUAUCCCGGUGGCAGUGGGAGCUGUUCCUGGCCUCUUUAUCGGGUCCUACGGUGCGGCUAAUAACUUAGAAGCUCUCAAGACAACGGGCAUCACCCACGUGCUGUGCGUAUCACCAACUCUACCACUCAAUUUUCCCGAUGUGUUCACGUACUUACAGCUACAAGUGGCAGAUCUAAGUUCUGUGAGAAUUUCAGACUACUUUGACGAUGCUUUCGGCUUCAUCGACAGUGCCUUAUCUUCUGGAGGGAAGGUGCUUGUGCACUGCUUUAUGGGAAUUUCAAGGUCUUCAACGGUUAUCCUGGCAUACCUCAUUGCACGUCGGGGAUUCUCGCUCGCUGAUGCACUCUGUAAAUUGAGGCGAGUUCGGCCUCAAGUGCAACCGAACAGCGGAUUUUAUCGGGAGCUGGUAGCAUUGGAGGCCAAGCAGAACAACUCCGCGAGUUAGUGGCUGAAGCUCAGCUGAUCGGUCGCCAAACCGGGCUACUAUACGGUAGAAGUACUACAGUAGUAUGAAGUCAAAGAGUAGUAAAGCUUUUCGGAGCGAAGAUGGAUCAAACAAUGUGUAGAAGAUCAAACAAUGUGUAGAAGUACUACAGUAGUAUGAAGUCAAAGAGUAGUAAAGCUUUGCGGAGCGAAGAUGGAUCAAACAAUGUG
Phytophthora nicotianae INRA-310 is the source of this 839-nucleotide messenger RNA. RefSeq lists its product as hypothetical. Bases 1 to 630 code for a protein of 209 amino acids. The transcript has 4 exons. Gene Ontology annotation, cellular component: cytoplasm. Lineage: Eukaryota; Oomycota; Peronosporomycetes; Peronosporales; Peronosporaceae. The record is from RefSeq and is a predicted model, not a curated record. Gene Ontology annotation, molecular function: MAP kinase tyrosine/serine/threonine phosphatase activity; protein tyrosine/threonine phosphatase activity. Gene Ontology annotation, biological process: negative regulation of MAPK cascade; protein dephosphorylation.